This is a messenger RNA of Anguilla rostrata (American eel), 3068 nucleotides long. RefSeq names its product transmembrane protein 175 (gene tmem175). The record is from RefSeq and is a predicted model, not a curated record. The coding region runs from base 148 to 1701 and encodes 517 amino acids. The transcript has 10 exons. NCBI's taxonomy places the organism in Eukaryota, Metazoa, Chordata, Actinopteri, Anguilliformes, Anguillidae. Gene Ontology annotation, molecular function: proton channel activity; potassium channel activity.
UAAGCGGAAAAAUCACGAGGCUUUGUGUCAUUUCCUCCAAGAAUCUCAUUUCCCUGUUUCUGUAUCAGCAAAAGCCGUUCAGAUAAGGUCUGCAGUGUGCUUGUUGGUAUAGGCUACAUGAUGCCGAGAGUUGUCUGAGCGGACGCCAUGGCGGAGAACAAUAAUGAAAUAAUGGAUUGCCAUGCAGAAGACGAAAAGGAGAAGACCAGGGCUUGCGCAAGCCGUACUCAUUCGUACUUGGAGAGUCUCACGCCGUCGGACCGGGAUGGACAUAGCAGCACGCAGUCGUCACACCGCCUUCUUGCUUACAGUGAUGCACUGAUUUCUAUCAUAGCAACAGUUAUGAUACUACCUGUUGCACAUACUAAAAUUCAAGAGGACGAGGAAUUGACUGAGAGUUUGCAACAGCUAAUUUCUACAAAGGUUGCUGUUUACCUGAUGACGUUUUUGAUUGUCACUGUAGCAUGGGCGGCGCAUAUCAGAUUGUUUCAGGUAAUUGAGCACAUUGACGACUGCCUGGCGCUGUUAAAUCUAGCAUGCAUGAUGCUAAUAACCUUUCUUCCAUACACUUUCUCCUUGAUGGCCACCUUCCCAGAAAACACCCUGGGGAUCCUGCUUUUCUGCACUUGCGUCAUUGUAAUCGGAAUGAUACAGGCUAUUAUCGUGGUGUAUGGAUUCAGCCGUCCCUUCCUCCUCAAUGAACAGAUACAGAUGUCUGAGAAUCCAACCUUUUACAAGUGGCACAUUUUGAAGGUUAUUUCGAAGGUGCCGGUCCUGUGCAUGCUGGCUGUCAUCUUUUCCUUCAUCUUUUCCCCUGUGUCAUAUGUCCUGUUAGCCAUUGUGAUAUUCCUUCGCUACAUCUCUCUGUCUGCGAGAUGGUGUUAUGGCAAGGCAACUGGUCGACUUGAGGAACCGACUGACUCUAUGGCCUUCUACACCUACCACCCUGACGAACCGCUCAGCAAAGAACGAGUGGAAGCGUUCAGUGAUGGGGUGUACGCCAUAGUGGCCACGCUCCUCAUUUUAGACAUAUGUGAAGACAAUGUUCCAGACCCCAAGGUGGUUCAGGAGAAGUUCAGUGGGAGCCUGGUGGACGCCCUGAAGGAAUUUGGCCCUGAGUUCCUAGCCUACUUCGGCUCCUUCGCCACCGUGGGCCUGCUGUGGUUCGUGCACCACUCGCUCUUCCUGCACGUGACCAGGGCCACCCACCUCAUGGGCCUGUUCAACACCUUCUCCCUGGCCUUCGUGGGCGGCCUCCCGCUGGCCUACCAGCUGACCCACGAGUUCGCCCGCAACUCUCGCAACGAGCUGGAGGCCAUCCAGAUCAGCUGCGUCAUCAUCUUCUUCGCCGGCCUCUUCCAGCUGGCCAUCUGGGUGACGGCGCUCUUCGGCGAGAGGUCGGCGCUCCACCCCUACGUGCGCUUCGCCGGGCGCGACCACGCCUUCAUGUUCGCCAAGCUGGCGCUCUACCCGUGCGUGGCGCUGGGCACCUUCGUCCUCACGUGCGUCCUAAGCCGCUUCAGCGCCCCCAUCUUCCACCUGAUGGAGAUCACGGUGCCCUUCGUCUUCCUGCUGCUCCGCCUGCUGGUGAGUGCGGGGCUGUCGCUGCUCCGGCGACUCCUCUCGUCGAUCAGGCGGGCGAUGCGCAGCCCCCCGGAAGACGAGGACCCCCGUCAGCCUCUCAGCGAGGUGGAGACCUAGCAUUGGUUGAAAGCAAAGAUGGACUCUAAUGGGGCGGAGAUUCUGUGUGUUGUCAGUCAAAACUUGGGUGGACCAAUCCAAACGCUUUGCACUCCAUGACAAAACACACAUUGACUGGUUCUAGUCACCGAGUCAUUGAGUGUACAUGGUGGCUCCACCCAUCAUAGGGUCAAUGAAGCUUCAGUCCCCCAUCAUUGGCUGAGACCUCCAUAAAACGCUUCUGCUUUCAAGUGUCUUGCUUUUUGAUGCCUUCUUAUAGAUGAAAAUGAAAGUGUUGGUGUUGACAUUGAUGAAUUAUGUCACUUUUUAUGAUUAGCUUUCACUUUUUUUUUUUUAAGCCCCAUGUUUAUUUUUGGGGUGUGCACAGAAGGUGUAGAGCACCAUUUUUUCAGUACAUCACUUCUAAUGUAUUGUACCCUGAAGGUCCAUUCUGACAUUAAAACAGGAGAUGAAACAAGCAGUCAUAGGUAUCGGCUUGCUAAGACAUGAAUGUAUUUCUGAGUACUUGAAUGAGAAGGUACAUUCUCAGUUGAAAGAGGAAAAAAUAUCCAAGGGGAAUAUUUCACCAAUUUAUCAUUUGAACAGAUAUGUAAGUGCCUGAGGUUACUGGGAUAUUUUUUUUCUCCUAGGUAAAGUUUCGGAAGUGACCAAUAUGUGCUUAGUUAAAUGGAGUGAGGUGUGGGGAAACUACAGUAAGAAAGUGUGGACUGGAAUGUAUCUGUAUUGUAAGUCAAGUGGGGAACGGUCAAAUAAUUGCACUUCUUUUGUAUGAAAUGGAGGAGGGUAUGUUGCACUUUACAAGUUUGAUAGUAAAAGUACAUUGUUUGAAUGCCAUAAUGAUUUGAUAAAAUGUCAAAGUUUCAGGCUAAUACUUAUAUUUCUUAAAUAAAGAUAUUAACAGAGAAGCAAUUCCAUUUAAAUUACUGAUGCCAUUAGCUGUAAGUAGGUUCGUAAGUGUAAUGACAGAUUAUUGACUUCUGGAUACCUUCAGUAGAAGUCUAUCCACAAAGGGACGUUGUCGUGUAUCUGUCAGUUGUAUUUGGGUAACAGAAUUCAUUUAUCCCAUUAGGGUCUAUCAUGUAAUAUUUUAUUUCUGUAAAUGUCCUUGUUUUAAGGCACUUAAUUUCACUGUCAUUUGACAUGUUUAUUUUUGUAUGUGUGUUGCAAAAAGGAGUUUUGGACCAUUAGUUUUUUUUUAUUUUUUUUUUACAAAGGUUAUUUUCUAAUAUAUAUUUUUUUACACUUGAUGUUACAUGUGCUUCAGUCUAUAAGGGAAGAAAGGGUAGAAUAAUCACUAAGUCAAACUGAAAAUAUAUGUACUUUUGAAUAAACUCCACAAAGCUGCUUGAGCUUGUGCUUACAUAGCA